GCUUGCACGUUCGGAACAAACUGCGGGAUUCAGAUAUGUAAAUAUUUAUGUGCUGUCGAUAUUUAUAAACUACGGACGUAUUGAAUAUCGACCACAUAACUCUGUGCAGUAGCGUGGAAUUCUACAAACAUUAUAACUUACAAGUGAACGAUGAGUGAUGAAAAGGCAGAAAAAAUGGCCCAAGAUGCAGUUCGUUGUAGUCAAUGCACAAAUGUGGUCGCUGUUCGAUGCAGAAGCUGUGGUCUUAACCUUUGCAGAGAUUGUAGAAACAAACAUUUAGAAAAUGAAGCACAGAAGCAUGAAAUUGAGCCGUACAAGCCACAGGUAUCCUCUCCAGACAGAUGCAUUGAUCAUUCUCAAGAAAACGUCCUGUACUGUCAGGAUUGCACAGUUCCUAUUUGCUUUCAGUGUCUUUUGGGAAACCAUGAGGGACACAGAAGUGUAAACUUGUCCAAAAUCACCACAGCAACUCAAAGCGCUGUCCAAAGCGACUUACUGGAAUUAAGGCACUUCAAAAAUGAAUACGAAAAUGUUGUGCAGAAAAUGAUAGAAAAGUUUUCUGAGUAUGCAGAUCACAGUAAAAAAGAAGCAGAUACUCUAGAAGAGUUGAGGAAAACUUGGCAUGAGAAAGUUGAUAUCACGAUAGACAAAAUCAAAAAAGAUGUGGAUGACAUGGUGAGAGAGGACAAGAAACACAUGCAGGAUAGUAUUGAAGAAAUGCAAGCAAUUUUAAAGCAUGUGGAGAACUGCAUUCAGGAAAACAAGAAACUUUUGAAAGAUAACAAAGUCUUGAAUCUCCUUAAGUACGAAUCUAUGGUCGAGGAAUUGCGACUUGUUCCUGGUAGAAUAGUCAUCCUACCGCCAAAAAUAAUUCCCUCAGAUAUUUCGGAAGAACAGAUUAUUAACCAGCUUUUGAAGCUCAAACCCUCCAAUAGAACAACAUUACCAGAAUUUGCCAUUAGCAAAACCUGUGGGGUAACGGCAGUAGCGGCCCGCAUGUUACUGGAAGAACCAGAACCUUUAGCUAUUAUAAAAACCAACAGCGGAAAAUUAAAAGGAAUUUGUUGUGAAGCAACAAAGGGAGUGUGGGUUUAUGGAGAUGAUGAAAAACUCAAGCAGUAUGAUAAACAUGGCACUCUGCUGAAGUCCAUAGCUGCGAUUUCGGGAAGUAGUCAGAAAGACAUUGCGGUAAACAAAAACGGCGAUGUUGCUUUUCCACAGAUCACGGAUGAAUGUGUUGAAUUACUAGUUGUCGCAGAAGACUGCAUCAAGAAGAUGAUAGAAAUGACUGGCUGGAUUCCAUUUGGUCUUUGCUUCAACACAGAAGACGACUUGAUGGUCUGCAUGCGACGAAACGACUACUCAGAGGCCAAAAUUGGCAUAUUUUCUGAAGGCGAAUUGAAAAAAGAAAUUCAAUUUGAUGAUAAUAAUAAGGCACUUUUUUCUGUAGGCCGGAACAACAUGUAUGUCACCGAAAAUGGAAACGGGGACAUUUGUGUUUCCGACUGGAACGCCUCGGCUGUCGUCGUGACCAAGAAAACCGGCGAAUUCCGAUUUCGUUACACCGGAAAUCUCUCUCGCAGCUACAAAGAAUUCUAUCCACAUGGAAUAGAUACUGACAACUAUUGUCGUAUUCUUGUUGUUGAUCGCGACAAUAAUUGUGUCCACGUGAUCGACAGGAACGGGAAGUUCUUACGCUACAUCAACUGCAGUUUGAAUGACCCCUUCGUUCUCAGCAUUGAUGGUGACGAAAACCUCUGGAUUGGGGAGAACAGUGAAUCGUGCAUCAAAAUUAUUAAGUAUUUGGAUUGAUACAGAAAAGAAGUAACUUUGUAUAAAGAGAUCCCUUAUCAAUCUCCAUUUUUUUUUUAUCUUUAACUUUCAUUCAUGUUUUCAGUUUGAGUAUGCAGUAUGCACACACAGAUGUUUUCAUUUUUCAUAAGAUGUUUUCGAUUCAUUGAGUAGGGGUUACGUUUCUUUAAAUGGUGAGAUGUUAACGUUGAAUGUAUACACUUGGUGGUAUUUUACACGAUUUCACCUAACUGGGUGUGUAGGAGCAGUUAAGGACAAAUUAAUAGUAUACCAAUUUUAUUUUAACAUCUUGCAUACAUGUAUAACAACUUAAGUCGUGAUUUUAUAAGUAAGCUGAAUUAAUUUAACCGUAUGGAUUUUUUUGUUUUCAAUUAAAGUUUCUCAAUGACGGGAUUUAAAGUCCCAAAAGAAAUGUAAAGACUACAUGUAUUUAGGUUGGUUGCAGGAUGAAGUUAAUUGUGGACAUAGUAAAAAGUGUACACUUUCUUUAUAUUCUUAAAGUUGAAUACGAUUUUUAAAGUCGCUAAAUCCGAAACAGACACAUAUUAUCUUACACAAUAAAAAUACUUCAUUACAUACCGGUACUAGAUAAUAUUGAAAAAUAAAUCAUAAGAUUGAUUUAAGAGUUCAUUACAAUAAUCCUUACAAAUAAAAAACAAAAAAAAACAUAGAUCAAAAACCUUAUUGACAAACAGAAGUUCCUGACGGGAAGUUAAGAUCUGUUGUGAAGUUACCUUUUAAAAAAAUAAAUUUAUCGGUUAUAUCUAAUUAUGAAGAUAAUUCAAACUCGAGUAUUUUCAUUAGUAGAAGCCUAGGUCAUAACAUAUCUUUUUUAAUAAAUUAAGAAAUUAAUCAUUGAAUAUAAUCUAUAGUAAUUUUUAUACUAAUAUGCAUAUUUAAAGAAUAAAGGAAAAUCAGAAUGAUAUUUUUGAAAUCUUUUUUUUAAAAGGAAGUUUAGUAACGAAGGCUAAAAUAUUGUCCGUGUACAGGUAUAAGUACUUUGUUGUUGAAAAAAAGGCUCGAGUUUGUUCUUAAAUAAAUAAGUUUAUAAAGUUAACUUUUUAACCGAAGGCCUUCUCAGAAGAUUUGAUCACGUACCGACCCACUUCAAUUCCCAUUGAAGUUUAUAAACUUGUUAUUUAUUACUUAUAUAUACAUUUAAGAUAGACAAUUAAAUUGUUAAAUUAUUAAAUUAUAUAUAAUAUUCAGAUAUAUAAAUAUUGCAAUAAAAAGUCGCCGUAGAUUGAUUUCCGUCAAAAGUACUGAAGGUUGUAAAUCGGCUUGAAAGGCGGUUACGCUUCGAAUUCAUCAGGCGAAGAAUUCGAUUUCGAAGGGAAAAUUUUGUUAAAUGCCACUUGUGAUCAGUAAUAGUGAACAGCUUGUUGUUUGGGAAUAUUUUUGAUUGUGAAAAUCGAUAAUAAAUGCUGAAAAGAUACAAGAAACAUGUCCGAAAAUUGAUGAUAAAAAGUUGGAGGAAUUUCUGUCGCCUGGAAGGGAUGGAUGGAUCCGAUGGAUGGAGAUACUUGACCGAGCCAGUUAAUUUGCAAUCAAGUAUUAAAUUUGAUCAAAAACAUUCAACCUACGAUUCCAGUAACUAAAGGCAUAUUUAUGAUGUAAACAUGGAGACACUGGCGACAGCUUACAUUGAAGUAUCUACCUAUAGCGCCGAUCGAAGUGUUUCUCAGCUGUUCGUGGCGUGAUUGCACCGGUUUGAUAUUUUUCAACCGAUUUAUACAUUUAUCAUGAUAAGAAUUUACAUGUAAUGAAAAAAAUUAAGUUUUAGUCUAUUCAUGAAAUUUUAACCUAAGGUACAUUGAUACUCUGAUAAGAGAGAUAACUCUUAAUGACACAAAUGUCUAUUAUUCCUUUAUAAAUUUGUCAAGUUUAAGUGCCUUUUUUGUCAAAUUUUGCCAUGUUAUAAUUGUUUGUAUUUUAUCCAGCAUAUACAUUUGCUUUGGAAAAUCAUAAAAGUUAGAGAAAAAAUCAUAUGAGAGAGCAGAGGGUUUAUGACCCUUAAGGUCUACCAAAAAAUAAGGAUAAACGUUAGCGACAGUGCAGCUUACAAAAGUGACAUAGGCCUAAACUAUUUUUAUACAAUGUUAUGCCUAGUAGGCUAAACAAAGGCUAGUUUCUAUCGGUAUAUUCAUAAUUCUCUAUGUACAUACAUAAAAAUGUAGGUUAUAAUCGAUCGCCAAAAAUGUAUGAAGUACUUGUUUACGUUGUAAAUAAAACAAUUAUUUUACUUAU
Messenger RNA from Saccostrea cuccullata (small rock oyster), 4059 nucleotides. RefSeq lists its product as uncharacterized. The coding region runs from base 151 to 1812 and encodes 553 amino acids. The transcript has 2 exons. NCBI's taxonomy places the organism in Eukaryota, Metazoa, Mollusca, Bivalvia, Ostreida, Ostreidae. The record is from RefSeq and is a predicted model, not a curated record. Gene Ontology annotation, molecular function: zinc ion binding.